AUGUAUUUCCCGAUUGGAUGGAUAGACCGGAAUGUAGCGAAUCGGCGGUCACUGACUGAACAGUACUCACCGCUCAGACUAUCGCCUGAAAGUGCAACCAAUAUAUACUGGACAUCCAUAGCCAUCUACUCGGCCGGACUCGUCAUCAAUAUAUUCUAUCCGUACAAUAUUAUUGAUUCCGAGCCGGUAUUCCAUGGUAUGCCUAUGGGUGGCCAGUAUUUGCACGUGUCUGUGCUUUUGAGCCAUUCCGGACGCAGACCCGAGCGGUUGCUCUGCGGAGGUCCGUCUCUUAUGUUAUAA
Messenger RNA from Oppiella nova, 300 nucleotides. The record is from the annotation of a GenBank genome assembly. NCBI's taxonomy places the organism in Eukaryota, Metazoa, Arthropoda, Arachnida, Sarcoptiformes, Oppiidae.